GCAUUUUUACACUUGCAUGAAACUCAUCGAAUCACACGGGAUGAAUUGCUAGAGUUGACAGCAGUUAUCCGUCUCAACUAGAGACCCUGCUUAUCACGCCAAUCCUCGGGUUCUGCAAGUACGUCGUGCAAUUCUGCUCGUCGCCAAUCGAAUGAGUGUCACAAACGCUGUUCAAACCAAAUAGGGUAUUGUUCGGAUUGUGUAGAGGUAGCAGAUGCUUAGGACCGCUGUUCCUUCCCAGAUACCUAAGCGCUAUGUUGCCGCUCCAUGCUUUCAUCUAUCUAGAGGAAAUUAUGCAGGCAAUGUGAGCGAGCGCACAAAAUCCUUCCCUUCCACCGCCUCUUCCACCGCCCCCUCUCCUGCCCCCACACUGUCGCAACACUGAGCCAUUCGGAGAAGGGAUUGAAGAUACGCUUUUGGGAGAGGAUAUUCGAGACAUGAAACAAAGCUGGGUCUUGAAAGGUGGUUACCGCUGUGCGGCGCAGUAGACGUGUAGAAGGUGCAGCAGAAGCGAGAUGCACCUUUAGUAUUUACACUUUCAUUGACACGAUUCCAUCCCUUUUAAAGUUACCUUUGACUUUUGUUGUUCCUGACUCUCUCAUACAAUCUAAAGGUCAAGAUAUCUGAAGACAUUUCACUUUGUAUAUCAAACACUACGACCAGCUAUGGCUGCUUUUCGAGAUAUUGCUGUCUGGGCACAAACCCUUGCAGAAAUUGCUGCUGCCCCCAAUCAAGCCACGAGAAAUGGUCCUCCAAUCGCGCAAGCACUUUCUUCUCUUCAAAAAAUUGGAUUUCAAGACCUCGGCGGUGCUGUAGAGGCUUUCAGAAAACACGGUACCACACUCAAAGAUUCGAUUGAAGCAACCUAUGCGCAUAUGCCCCCAGAAGUUCGGAAUAAAGUUGAGAUGGUGCAAGGUCGCCUUGUGAAUGCAAUUUCCUCCCCGGGGGUUAUGGAGUUCCUGAAACGUGUCGCCGAGUGGACUAUGGGUGUUGAUGACGCUUUCAAGAAACGCGAUAUUACACUCAAAGAAACUGCAAGAACAACCUAUAGACAGCUACCCCAUGAAUUUCGUGAUGAGGUCGAGAAGGCGCAUUCUAAAGUCUAUCAGAUCGAAUGGAACAAACUAGCAGUAGACAUACAAAAUUGGAUUAAGGCACAUCCAUAUCAAACAGCAUUUUAUGUCAUGAAUGGAAUCGUAUUCUUUGCUCCAGCUGCAUCAAGUGGUCCGGUUCUAUGGACUUUAGGAUUCUCGGAUAAAGGCCCAAAAGCUGCUUCCUUUGCAUCGAUGUUACAGAGAAAAUUUGGCACGGUCGGCGCCAAGGGCAUUUUUGCUCAUACUCAAAGUGCUGCCAUGGGAGGUUAUGGAGUUACUGCUGUAGAUAUGGUAACAAGACUUGGCGUUGCUGCAAGUAGUCUUCUUGGUGGGAUGUGGGGAUCGCGGAAGUCCGGUAGGAGUUUUUUUGCGAAGCUCUGAGUUUCGUACUCUCAUGGGUUUUGAUCAAGAGCCAACGAAUUUCUCCUUGAAGCCGACAGAAUCAUUAGUACCAAAUUUUUAAUACCAUAUUGCUAUUUAGCCACUACAAGGUUUAGCAUCCAAUUUCUUGCUCUUCUUACCUUUUCUUCGUCCCUUAAAAUAACUGUCAAGACGUCAUCUGUCUUAACCACCAUAAACGACUCAGAAUUUUCAAAAUCGACAGACAACAAUCAAUCCAAGUUAGAAGUUGAAUGAAUACAUGAAGGGGUUUCAAUGUAUGAUAUGUAUCCUAUGUCA
This is a messenger RNA of Botrytis cinerea B05.10, 1772 nucleotides long. RefSeq lists its product as hypothetical. The transcript has 2 exons. The coding region runs from base 666 to 1475 and encodes 269 amino acids. The record is from RefSeq and is a predicted model, not a curated record. NCBI's taxonomy places the organism in Eukaryota, Fungi, Ascomycota, Leotiomycetes, Helotiales, Sclerotiniaceae.